UUUUGGUAAACAGCGAUGGAUUAUAUAAGAUGAGUCGCCUGUAUAUUACUCCUGAUGGCUUCUUCUUUCGAGUUCACAUUCUAGUUGUGGAUACUUUAAACUGCAGUAAACCGUGUCCAGACUUUAAACUUGGCAGUAGAUACAUUGUGAUGGGUCGGAUCUACCACAAGAGACGACAGAUCCCCGCAAACCUGCUGCAGUUCCUGGGAGGGCGCCUGAGGCCUGGGGAUGGCUUGCUUAGAAGCAGCAGCAGCUACGUGAAGAGGUUCAACAGGAAGAGGAAUCGCAAAGUGCAGGCGUCUCACACGAAAUGCAGAUAAGGCUCCAGUAACCUCCGUCUAGGACACAGGCAGCAGCAGAACUCACCUUCCAGAAUAAACCUGGCCACGGUUUAGCAACAGUGGGAGAUAGUUCUCCUCACCGCUGAAACUGGUUGUGAUAGGACACUCACUUUUGUGCUUUAGCAAGGACUGACAAUGUUUUGAGUCGGUACCUAUAGAUGGUGAAGUUUAGCACAAAAGUCAGUCUAGGGAACAUUAACUGGUCAUGAAUUUGCUCCAGCUGUUUUCAGAGCCACAGGUUAUUAUUGCAUCCCCUGCUGUAACAUACCCAUAAUAAUCUGUAAUAAUUGUAAAGUAAAACUCUGGAGGCAUUGUUUUAGGUACGCAAGAAGUAACUGCACUUUCAAACCCUUAACCCUGAACAAAUGUUAGAU
Molecule: messenger RNA, 715 nt
Organism: Gavia stellata (red-throated loon)
Lineage: Eukaryota; Metazoa; Chordata; Aves; Gaviiformes; Gaviidae
Gene: C22H17orf58
Product: chromosome 22 C17orf58 homolog
Exons: 2
Coding region: 30-320 (96 amino acids)
Source: RefSeq, a predicted model, not a curated record